This is a messenger RNA of Metarhizium robertsii ARSEF 23, 582 nucleotides long. RefSeq names its product RNA polymerase III subunit Rpc25. The record is from RefSeq and is a predicted model, not a curated record. The transcript is spliced from 5 exons. Bases 1 to 582 code for a protein of 193 amino acids. NCBI's taxonomy places the organism in Eukaryota, Fungi, Ascomycota, Sordariomycetes, Hypocreales, Clavicipitaceae. Gene Ontology annotation, cellular component: RNA polymerase III complex. Gene Ontology annotation, biological process: DNA-templated transcription; transcription initiation at RNA polymerase III promoter.
AUGUUCAUCCUGACCAAAAUCUCAGACCUGGUGCAAAUUGCUCCAGAGGACUUUUCAAAACACAGCAUAGUCGCCAUUGAAGAUAACAUUAAUGCCAAAUAUGCCAACAAGGUCAUUCAGAAGAUUGGACUGUGUAUCUGUCUGUAUGAUAUCCUCUGGUCCUCGGAAGGCUUGAUAGGUCAUGGGACGGGACUAGUCAACGUCAAUGUUGAGUUCCGCAUGGUGGUGUUUCGUCCGUUCAAGGGCGAAGUCAUGCUCGGCAGGAUACGGAGCUCUACGCCUGCGGGCAUUAACUUGAGGACGGAUUUCUUUGACGAUAUUUUCAUUCCCUUUGAGGAGCUGCCACAGGGUGCGGAGUAUAAUCAUAGUGAGCAGCUUUGGAUCUGGAACCUUGAAGACGAUAGGCUAUUUUACGAUAAUCACGAAAUGGUUCGUUUUCAGGUCAUUGACGAGGAGUGGCAUGACCAGACGCCGGCUGGACCAACGCAAGGGGAAGAAACCCCGGCCAAGACGCCUUACAGGAUCAAGGGCAGCAUGGCUCGUGAAGGUCUUGGUGCGUGUCUGUGGUGGGAUGGCGCAUAA